Theileria orientalis strain Shintoku is the source of this 1242-nucleotide messenger RNA. RefSeq names its product choline kinase. Gene Ontology annotation, biological process: phosphatidylcholine biosynthetic process; phosphatidylethanolamine biosynthetic process. Gene Ontology annotation, cellular component: cytoplasm. The record is from RefSeq and is a predicted model, not a curated record. Bases 1 to 1242 code for a protein of 413 amino acids. Gene Ontology annotation, molecular function: choline kinase activity; ethanolamine kinase activity. The transcript is spliced from 2 exons. Lineage: Eukaryota; Apicomplexa; Aconoidasida; Piroplasmida; Theileriidae.
AUGGCAGGAACAGUGGACAAAAAAGUCUUUGACGAAGAUGUGUACAAAAAUGUUAUGGUGUCGGAUUCGUCCAGAGCCGUAAACUACAUGGAAGAGGUCGAAAGCCCGGACGAAUUAAAAAAUUUGUGUAGAAAUAAUAUACCCUUCUGGAAUGAAGUUAAAAAUGAGGAGAUCGAACUAAGAUCGAUUACAAUUUCGCUGACGAACAAGGUGUACAUGGUACAGCUUAAGAAUCCCGAUAGCGGCUCCAGAAGACUUAACAAGGUUCUUCUGAGGAUAAUUUCUGACGAAAAAAGUGUUUUAUACGACAUAGAUCACCAAAAUCAGGUGUGCAAACUGCUUGGAGAUUUCGGAUUCUGUCCUAAAAUGGUAGAAAACUUCCCAGGUGGCCGGAUUGAGGAGUGGAUUGAGGGGUUUGUGCUUCACUCGAGUUCAUUAUUUAAUUUGUCAGUUUUGACGAGUGUGGCCACGCUGUUGGCCAAGUUCCAUAAGACGAUAACAACUGUUGCGCCCAAGGAGUGGGACCGUAGUCCGUCGCUGUUGAGUAAGAUGGAGGAGUGGUUGCCGGAGUGCAGGAGAAUAAACGAGAGUCUCAAGUUGGAGUUGGACAUGGACAAGAUGGAGUCUUAUUUCCACGACUACAAGAGUUAUUUGGAGGAUUAUUUGAGUAAGUUGGACAUGCCCGAGUACAACGACUUUCCUGGAACCAACGGAGACGAGAGUGAGAGGAGCAAGUUGACUGAUGAGGAGCUGAAGAGGCAGGGAAGCAACUACGCCAACAGAGUGCUCUUCUGCCACAACGACCUGCACCUCAAAAACCUAAUAGCAACCUACGACGGACUAACACUAAUCGACUUCGAAUACAGCUCAUUCAACUACGUAGGAGCAGAUAUAGGCUUCUUUUUCGUGGAAAGCAACUUCGACUACGAUUGCCAGGAGUAUCCCUUCUUCAAGAUGGACAGGUCGUUCGAGUUGUCCUACGACCUGAAGGUUAUGUUCGCGAGCGUGUACCUCUCGGAGUCUCUCCGUUCCAACGUCUUGCCCGACAGAACUGACAUUAUCGACCCCUUUCUGAACUCGAUUGAACUGUUUUCAAUGGGAACACUGUUGUUCUGGGCCUACUGGGGAAUCAUUAUGUUGUCGUUGAAUGAUAUAAAUUCAAAAUUCGACUACAAACAAUAUAGUCAGCUUAAGUUUGAACUUUUUGCUGAAAAGUUUGCAGAAUUUAAAAGCGCAAUGUAA